Musa acuminata subsp. malaccensis (wild Malaysian banana) is the source of this 3602-nucleotide messenger RNA. RefSeq names its product E3 ubiquitin-protein ligase HOS1. Gene Ontology annotation, biological process: protein ubiquitination. NCBI's taxonomy places the organism in Eukaryota, Viridiplantae, Streptophyta, Magnoliopsida, Zingiberales, Musaceae. The record is from RefSeq and is a predicted model, not a curated record. Gene Ontology annotation, molecular function: ubiquitin-protein transferase activity.
ACCCUCACCACUUAGCCCUCUCAAAACCCUUUUUCCCUCGCCUCUCUCCUCCUUCCACUCUUCUCGAAGGCGAGGAGCGCCAUGGAGUCGAUUAGAUCCGAGAGGUCUCCGUCCUCGGAGAUCGGCGACGGCCGCCGAAGCGGAUGGCCCUCUCUCGAUCGACAGCCGCCUAACUGCGACAGCUCUGCCGUCCAGGACGCCUUGGAGCACUUGGCAUCAAUUGAUCUCCUAGAACUAUGUAAUGAAGCAAAAGUUGAGCAUUGUCGAGCAACUAGGGACUUAAGCAGCUGUGGACGUUGUGUACAACAUGUGCUCAACUCAUGUGGACAUGCCUCUUUAUGUGAAGAAUGCAGCAAGAGAUGUGAUGUUUGCCCAAUUUGUAGAACCUUGAUACCGAGUGAUGAAUGUCGACUCCGUCUUCGUCUCUACUAUAAGUGCAUUGAGGUUGGCCUUAUCUUGAAACAGCAUGAUGAUAGAUCCCAAGAGAGAGAAGUCAGCCAAAAACAUAUGACGGUUCAUAUUGAACGGUUAUAUUCUCUUUUUGAUGUGGCAUUGAAGAACAACCUAGUUUCUUUGAUUUGUCAUUAUAUUACAGAUGUUUGUAUGAAUGAGAAUGCAGUAUCAAGUGACCCGGUAUUUGCUUUUCUUUUGGAUGAAGUGGUUGUCAAGGACUGGUGCAAAGAGACAUUUAAAAAUAUUGUCUCUGAUCUUUGUGAGAUAUACAGUCGUGGAACAGAAGCUAUGAGAUCUAGCAUGUCUUUGAUGCAGAAGUUUGCAUUGCAUCUAAGUGGCCUUUCAAAUGUUCUUGAGGUCAUGACUUCAUCAUUUAAAGAAACAUUUGCUGCUCAAGUUCAUGACCUGCAUCACCUCUUGGAGAAUGUACUGAAGGCAAAGCAGCAUUUGGAGGUCAUGAUUUGGUGUACCAGACACCAGUUCCUUCGUGAUGUUCAAUCACGAUUUUAUAAUUUAGGAAAUUCUGAGGCAUGGAACUUGGAUGUUUAUGAAAGGAAGUCAGCUGCAAUUAAGAGAUCAUGGCCUCAGUGCUCGAGUAACUUGGUGGAUUCUGCUGGGCAGCAUGAUAACACACUUUUUAUUGAAGAUGCAUUAUCAAAUCUAGGGAUAGAAGAAAGUUACGUGCAGACAGGGGUAGAAGUGGAUAUUUCUUGCUUACAAGAUGAUAGUUCAGGAUUGCUAUUCCUAUCCAAGAUAGAUAUUGCAGGUGGAAAUGGAUAUCCAUUUCGGAAUUUGCAAGCUGCUGCAGAUAUACUCUUUCUGCGUGGGACCUCUGAUAUGGUGGUUGCUAAACAAGCGAUAUUUCUAUAUUAUCUAUUUGAUCGGCAUUGGAAGAGACCUGAUGCAGAAUGGAAACACAUAGUUGAUGAUUUUGCUAUUUCCUUUGGCAUUGCUACCCAUACAGUACAGGAGUCUUUGGUUUUCUAUCUCUUGGAUGAUCAUACCCCUCAGGCUUUACAGGAAGCUAUAAAUCUUCUCCCUGAAGUUGCUGGCCCAGAAAUACAUCCGAAGAUAGCUCAAGUUCUCUUAGAACGUCAGCGUGCUGACGUCGCCUUGUCUAUUUUACGUUGCAGUGGGCGUGAUGGAGGCUUGUCUAAUAUAAACACCGAUAAUGAUUUCCCACAGCAUGAGUUCCUAGGCGAGGCAAUAACAGCAGUUAGAGUUAGAAUUGAGUGUGGGCUUCUGACAGAAGCCUUUAUGUUUCAGAGGAUGCAGUGUUCAAAAGCUAAAGACAAAAACUUGAAGUAUAAAUUGGAUAUAGGAUUUUCCAACUCUUCAAACACUGAGUUCUGGAUAUACCUCACUGAAGUUUUGGUAACUGAAAUUUGCCAUCUCUGUAUUCGGAGGAACUUGGUAGACAGAAUGAUUGAGUUCCCUUGGAACUCUGAUGAGGAGAAGCAUCUCCACAAGUGUCUCUUUGAUCAUGGUUCUCAAAAUCCUUCAUCAACAUGUGGUAGCCUUUUAGUGGUCUUCUAUCUUCAGCGUUAUAGAUUCACAGAGGCAUAUCUAGUCAAUCGUGAUAUUCAGACCAUGGAACAGACAAUUCUAGAGUCUGCAAAUGAAGAUGUUGCUUCUAGGGUACAGUUGAUAUGUCAGUGGAGGGAAGGAUUGAUUGAUAAAUGUCUCGAUUUGCUGCCUGAGGUACAACGGCAGAACAUAUUGGCCGAAAAUGUCACUGAUUAUGGUCAUGUUUCUUUAGAAGAUGUUCAGAUGUCUUUAGUAUCUGAUUUAUCCAAUGCACAGCCAAAUCUUUCUACCAUCCCAAAUAACUCCUCUGUCGUUCUUCAAACAAAUUCAAGUUCUUAUGCUUUGAGAAAAUCUAAUGCACCUGCAGCAAGCCCUAUGCAUGACAGCAAUUUUGGGACUGCAAGCAAGGUUCCAUCUGCUAUCCAACGGAGGCUUCUUGUGUCUUUUGAAAGCCCUUCUGCCAAUAUGAAUGCAGAAGCUACUGAUGGAGCAUAUUCGUCAUAUCCCUUUAAUGGUGUAAUCCCAUCAUCUAAUGAUACUAAUGUUAGAAACAUGAUGUGGCAAGCUGACAUGAAACAAGCAUUUCAACCUGUUGAUGGUGACCAUUCUGUAAAGUUUCACCAUGGUUCUAAAGCUAAGCCUAAGCCCACAAGAGGGCCGAAUUCAAGUGCAGCAAGAGUGCUUCGGAAUGAAAACCCACGGCUUGUUUUUCCCAGAGUCACUUCAGCAGACCAUUGUCAUGAUGGCUCUCGGAAGGAGUCUGUUCAUGACCCGAUUCAAAGUUCCAGACGUUACAAUCUGCCUGAUGGAUCAUUGACCAUGAUUUCAAGGGAGGCUAAUGCGAGUUCAUGGAGUUUUGGAAGGAGUGAUAUCCCUGAAGAUAAAGGCCGGAUGGUUGGGUCAAGGUGGAGAUCUGAUGAAUCUAGUGAAGAUGAAGAGGAUUUCGAGUCUACCAAGUUGACGGUUGGUGGAGCUUCCGCUACAAGUAGAAGGCGACCCAGGCUUUUCAGAAGAUGAUGUUCAAAGUGGAUGUGAAGCAUGAUUGGACUUUUCCAAGUAUGUAGUAAUUACUCUCUGCUAUCAUUGGUCAUUAUGCACAAGCAGGUCUGAGAGUGAGGAAAUAUUAAUUCAACUGCAGAAAGAGCUCCACCAUCAAUCAAGGUGCACUGUGAAUGCUCCUCUGCUGAACAUACUAAUAGGAGCUCCCACGGUGCUGAAGCUUAUAAACUUCUAUCGGGGCAGGUGUAUCAAUUGUUCAUGUGCAAGUCAAGAAAUUGGGAUGACAUAUGUGGGGAUUGUUGCCAUAUUUGGGAUCAUCUUUGCCUCAUACCUUCUUUGGUUUGAUAAAUGAGAUCAACUACCCUCCAAGAGGAUGUGAUGCUGACACUGUUUCUUUCAGAAUUUGUGGAAAUUUGUAUGGGAUGUAUGUUGUUAACAGCACUUGUAGAAGCAUUCACAAGAAAACAUAAUUAGUACGUGAUGGGGAUUGAGCAGGAUAGUAAUCAAAAUACUAGGUUUUGAUGAGGCUGCUGCAUAUAUAGAAAUAUGGACAAUUUUAGAUUCAAAAGGACAAUAUUUUGUUAUAUUUAUCAUAUUUUAGCUGAUGAGUUGGGAUUGUUUAA